Molecule: messenger RNA, 546 nt
Organism: Exophiala xenobiotica
Lineage: Eukaryota; Fungi; Ascomycota; Eurotiomycetes; Chaetothyriales; Herpotrichiellaceae
Exons: 2
Coding region: 1-546 (181 amino acids)
Source: RefSeq, a predicted model, not a curated record
AUGCGUACCUCUAGCUUUGUUGCUGGCUUGUGCUUGAGCCUCGUACAAUGCUGCUAUGGCACUCCGCUGUCCGUUGAACGAUCUGAGUUAGCUACGACAGCCUCCGCUCUCCCUUUCAACACCACAUACGUCUUCUCCGUCGCUAUAGGACUUGGACAACCACCAAGCACUCUCACGCAGAAACCGAUCACCAUCCCCGGCGGCGUGGUCGUCCCCGAACCCAUCCUCAACGGCACCGUCAGUGGCCCUGCUUUCAAUGGCACCAUCCUCUCAGGACUAGCGACUCCCGCGAUAUACGAGAACCAGACUCUCCAAGUGGUCACCAUCGAUCUGUACGGUGUCUCUUCCGACGGCUACCCAUUCCGCAUACAUGAGACUGGAAUUGGAAGCAUCUCCACGCAGAUCACACACAUCGAAAUCGAGAUUGGCGGUGGUGACAAGUACAAAAAGCUUCGGAAUGGCUUUGUCAUGGCCACAGUGAACGCAGCCACAGACCGCAAGUCUGUAAGCGUGAUGGGUUAUCUGGUACAAAAUCACCGCACAUAG